AUGAAACCGCCAGGAAAUGUGAAAGAACUAAUGACAUUUCUUGGAUUUGUGCAAUAUUUGGGAAAAUUUAUUCCAAAUUUAUCUGAAAUCAGUGCACCAUUGAGACAUUUACUCAGCAAAGACGUUGCAUGGCACUGGGAAGAGGAACAGAUGAAGAGUUUUGAGAAAUUGAAGCAGCUAGUGACAGAAGCACGAAGCAUUGACAGUCAGCAGAACUAUGCCCAAAUAGAAAAGGAGACACUGGCAAUCACUUUUGGCUGUACCAAACUUCACCAAUAUAUCUUUGGACGUCAUAUGGUUGUUGAAAGUGAUCACAAACCUUUACAGAGCAUAUUCAGAAAGUCUCUUCAUUCUGCUCCACCAAGAUUACAAAGAUCAAACAUCUUUGAAUUUGAGAACCAACAAUACCUGGUAUCAGUCGAUCAUUACUCAAAAUGGCCAGAAGUCGUGAAGUUACCAAGACUUAGCAGUUAUGCUACAAUACAAUGUCUGAAGUCCCAAUUUUCCAGAAAUGAACUACCUGAUAAAGUCCUUACAGAUAACGGACCACAGUUCAGCAGCAAGGAGUUCAGAGAUUUUAGCAAGGAAUACGGUUUUGUUUAUGUGACUUCAUCACCUCAUUUCCCGCAAGCCAGUGGACAAGCAGAAAGAACCGUUACAACAGUCAAGAACUUGUUAAGUAAAGCCAAAGACCCAUACAAAUCUUUGCUUGACUAUGGUAAAACCAACAUUGAAGAAAUUUGUUUAUCACCUGCACAGAUGUUCUUAGGCAGAAGACUAAAAACAGAACUCCCUACUGCUUCUCUACUUUUAUCAGCAGCAACAUCGUCAAGUGAUCUGAAGAUGCGAAUGGAAACCAGAAAGACCAAACAGAAGGUAUACUUUGACCGUCAUGCAGGCAGAGAACUUCGACCACUUGAAUCAGGUGAAAAAAUAGUCAUGAAACAUGGAAACGAUUGGAUACCCGGAAACGUGAUGAAUAAACACAGCAACAGGUCCUAUUUAGUCAAGACCAGUGAUGGAACCAUAUACAGAAGAAACCGUAAACAUAUCAGACCAACAGCAGCUGAAUUUAAACGUUAUCAAGACUCCAAAGAACCAGAAAUCUCUGACUCAUCCAAUUUGACAAUAACCAAAGAGUCAUCUGAUGAAAUUCUACCGAAAGCCGGAAGUACACCACAAUCAUCAGACUUACCAAAAUAUCUUGAAACAGUUAAGUCGUCAUCUUGCAUUGUUUCGAGAUCAGGACAUGUCGUGAAGCCACCAAAGAAAUUCGAGGACUUCGCCAAUUGA
Molecule: messenger RNA, 1293 nt
Organism: Saccostrea echinata
Lineage: Eukaryota; Metazoa; Mollusca; Bivalvia; Ostreida; Ostreidae
Exons: 3
Coding region: 1-1293 (430 amino acids)
Biological process (GO): DNA integration
Molecular function (GO): nucleic acid binding
Source: RefSeq, a predicted model, not a curated record